UCCUACGUUGUGGGACGGAACAUGUGAGAUGCUCUGUUGAAUUUGUUCUCCUGUUAAACCUUAAAAACCUUCGAGUGGGACAAAAUGCACCAGCGCUGCCUGCCCGCCGCUCCGAACUGGUACUGCUCCCGGUGCAGUGAUGUUAACGAAGCGGGUUUGUUCGGGUUUGGAGCUAAAAACACAAUUUAUUUAGUUCAAGUGUCUGCCUCCAGUUGCAGAGUCACAGGUGAGCUGGUGGGCCACAAAGACUUGGUGUCCAGCUUCAGCUUCUGUCAGCACUCAGGUCAGAGCCACAUCUGCGUCAGCUCCUCCUGCGAUGGGACCGUCCGAUUCUGGGACACAGAAACUAAAAGCCUUCUCAAGGAAGUCACAGCUCAUCAGAACCCCGUCUCGGCGGUGCACUGGUCUCCUGUGGAUAAAAACCUGGUUGUUUCUGGAGAUGAGAAAGGAGUGGUCGUUUGUCACUGGUUCAACACUGGGGACAGCAGCAGCUUCUUCCCUGAACCUCGAACCAUCUUCUGCCUGAGCUGCUCCCCUCACACCUGGAACCAUGUGGCAGUCGGGUACAAAGAUGGGAUGAUUGUGCUGAUUGACGUCAGUAAAAAAGGUGAAGUCAUCCAUCGUUUGAGAGGACAUGAUGAUGAAAUCCACUCUCUGUCUUGGAGCCCAGAGCUAGGAGAGGGCGUCCUCUACGACCGAAUUGAGGACAGUGAUGGAGGUGUGACUGGCAGUGUUUGGGGAGAGGGCUGUUUGCUGGCUUCAGGAAGUAGAGACCAGACUUUGAGGAUCUGGAGCACCAACAGAGGCAAAAGUGUGAUGACAUUGAAACUGCCUUAUCUGAAGAAAAGGGGGUCAAUGGUGGAUCCCGGAGUGAAAGAGCGACUGUGGCUCAGCGUUCACUGGCCCAAAGGGCGAAGAACACAAGUCAUAUCUAGUUGUUUUAGUGGUGAGUUGCUGCUGUGGGACUUGCUGAAGUCAGGGAAACAAAAGUGGAGUUUGUUUGGGUUGAGUUCAGAUGGACAAAACCACAACAGAAUCGUCUUCAACACGAGCUCCGUCCAAACUCAGAAACAACAGCUGCUCCUCUCCACCUCCAUGGACAGAGAGAUAAAGUGUUGGGACAUGAGCUCUCUUGAGCUGUGCUGGACCCUGCCCUCUCUGGGAGGCUUUGUAUACUCCCUCUGCUUCUCUCCUUUGGGGUCUGGGACUUUGGCGCUUGGAGUCGGGGACAACAUGAUCCGAGUCUGGAACACGCAGAGCUCCAAACUGUAUGACACGCGCUGCUUCUGGCAGGGAAUCAAGUCCAAAGUCACUGCGUUGGCCUGGCACCCAGAGAAAGAGGGGGUACUGGCGUUUGGUACAGACGAUGGAAAAGUUGGAAUCUAUGGUGUCUUCUCCAACAAGCCUCCUGAGAUUUCAAGCUCUUAUCACAAAAAAACUGUUUACACAUUGGCCUGGGGUCCACCUGUUCCACCACUGUCAUUUGGAUCCUCAAGGGGAAAGUCUGCCUUCAGUUUGUACAGUUGUGCAGGAGAGGGCACCAUUCUUCAACAUGAUCCACACCAACUCAGUGGAGAAGCGUUUGACAUCGACAAACUCAUCAACACCAAUAAGAUUCAGCAUAAACUGUCUCCUCACACAGACCUACGUUGGAAACCAGAUGGAAAAGUUGUGGCCAUUGGCAACGAGGAUGGUUGUAUAGAUGUGUAUGAAGCCCCAAGUUUGAGGCACCUGUGCAGUAUCCAGCAGCACCAUAAGAUCAUAAACUGUUUGUGCUGGCACCACGGCCUUCACAGCCCCGAGCUCAGUGGUCUACUUGCAUCCGGGUCCAGCAAUGCCAUUGUCUACAUCCAUGACCUCAAACAAGUACUGGACUCCCCCGGGGACAGUGUGGUUGUCAUCUCAGAACCCUUUCGCAGACUGAGCGGACACACAGCCAAAAUCACCGGAAUGUCCUGGAGCCAUCACCAUGACGACCGCCUGGUGACCGUGAGCUACGACGGCACCGCUCAGGUGUGGGAUGUCCUGCAGGAGGCCCCAGUGUGUAACUAUCGCGGUCACCAUGGAAACCUGCUGUGUGUACACUGGUCUCCUCUGGAUCCUGACACAGUUUGGACCGGAGGAAAAGACUUCACUGUUCACGAGUGGAGAGUGUCCAAGCAAGAGUUUGAUAAGCCUCCCAAAGGGAAGAAAAUGGUUGAGCUCAAGGAGAAAAAGAAGAAAAGCAAAGCCAAGAAGCAGCCAGGAGGUGGCACUGUUGUGAAUGGAGAGAAGACUCUUUCAACUGUAGGGGCUUUAUCUGAAGAAGAGGAUGAGACCAGCUCCACAAACAGCUCACUGCCUCCAAUAGUUCAUAAUGAGAGCCAGAGAAAACCUUUUCUUGCUGCUGUGAAGAAUAAAGACAAACCAGAGGUGAGUGUGUCCUCCAUGAAAAAGAAAAAACCUCGUUCGAUGCUUCCUCUGAGCACGUCCAUGGACCAUCGGCCCAAAGACGAGCUGCUCCAGGACUGCGUCACUCUGGCCUCAGUCACACACAAUGUGCCCCCUGUAGGCUGCAUCCCGGGACAAGGGGAUCAUGUCCAUUUGGGUUUAUUCUCUGAUCGAAAGGCUUUGCACCGAAUGUUUGAGGCAGAAGAGGAGGCCCAUCUCGAGGCAGGACACUUUGAAUCUGUUGUUUACCUACGACUGUGGAGUGGUGACCUGCAGGGGGCACUACAGCUGGCCACAGAGAAAGGGGAGCUCAAUGACCACCUGCUUUCUCUGGCUCCAAUGGCUGGAUUCUGUGUUUGGAGCGCAGCUGUAGGCUCUUAUGUCAAACAGUUAUGUCUCCAGGAGCAGUUUGUCAAAGCAGCUUCUCAUUUACUGUCAAUCAACAAACUGCACGAAGCCAUAGACCUCCUCAGAGCUCACAAACUCUACAGAGAGGCCAUCACUCUGGUGAAGGCCCGGCUGCCUCAGGACGACCUGGUUCUGAAGGAGCUGUACCAGAGCUGGGCUGCGGUGCUGGAGAAAGACGGACACUUCUCUGCAGCCGCCAAAUGUUAUCUUGCAGCUGGUUCCAGUUUCGAUGCUGCUAAAGUGAUCUCCAGGAAGAACGAAGUGUCUUCUCUCCGAGUGGCGGCGGAUAUGGCUCAGAUCUGUGGAGAGGCAGCUCUGUCCCAGUCUCUGUCUCUUAGAUGUGCCAAAGAACUGGCUCAGACUCAGGACUGGAGCAGUGUUCAAGAAGUCCUACGAAACCAGGAAGCUCUGCUGGUUCAUAGGCUUCACUUCUCUUUGGCUGAGUUUUUGUCCCAGUUUUUGUCUGAAUCUGGAGUCUUUCCUGCAUCAUCAGGAGUGUGCAGUGGUGUAUGGGAGACAACAGACCAAAACAUCUCAUUUAUAAAACGAGUGGAGCAAGUUUGGGAUGAAAAGUUGGGAGUUUCGCACACAUCUGAAGGACCUCGAAGUGUUAAAAGUUUAUUACAAGAAUUGAAGUCUGCAGAGGGCCCACAACCAACGGCAAAUGUUCCACUAAAACAGGUUGUGUUGUCAUCUUCUCUGCAUCUCACCCGAGCCUUUCUGUGUUUCCUGUCUGAGGAAGAGGAGCAGAUGAUGAGGGAGCUGUGGUGGGCUGUGUCCUGGGCCAAAGACAGUGGGCACUUCUCAGUGUUUUCACAGCUCUGCCAUCUACUGUUUCCUGAUGGAGACAUUCAUGUUUUUUCAAGUCAGAAGUCUUCGGAAGAACCAUCUGCCGCUGCUUUAAGUUUACAAUCAUUUGUCCGCUACCUCCAAAUGUAUGAACUCUGGUGGAGCAGCUCUUUGCCAAACGUAAACUGGAAUGUCCAGACUGAAGAAGAUCGGACAAAAGAACAUCAGGAUGGGUCCGGACCAGAUUUGGGACUGGAGGUGUUACUGUGUGAAUCGACAGCUGCUGCUCAAUCUGUGCAGAGAUCUGUGAGUGAGAUCCAGGACAAACUGAACGCUUUGGUGUCGAAGCAUCAGACCCAGGGACAGGACGAGGCUCAAAAUGGAGUCACUUUGGCAACGCAUGGACAAGAAGAAGCAGCGAAUGGAGAGGAGCCUGAAACGUUCCUGUCUUUGUCCAUGAAGAUGUCACAAUAUCAAAAACAACUCUCAGAGCUGCCAGACUCCGUCAAGGGCUUUCCUCGUCCAGAUGUGCUCGAGUGCUGCCUCGUGCUGCUUCUUUUGGGUCGGUCUUCUUCAGUUGUUUCUGAGACUCUAAAACAGAAAUCUACAGAUCUGCUUCGAAGAUUUGGGACAGGUUCAUGUCAUUGCAAAGCUGCUCAAAAACUCUUCUCAACUUAAAAAAUGCACAAACUGAAAAUUAUAUUACAACUACUUUUGAAUGGCGUGUAUCUGAUUUUUAUAAAACGUUUAGAGAAAUGUGUCUCUUGGAGGCUGUUUGUUUCUAACAAUAUGGCACUUAAGACUGUUUAGACAUUGGCUAUGAAAUGAUACGCUUGCAAUUAUUUCAAGUGCCAAAAUGUUUAAAAUCUUGUUUAAUAUUUGUUUUAAUAUUAUAUUGUAUUAUUUGACCAAAUUACAUUAAAAUAUAUGCUUUUCGAUGAAAACUGAUUAAAUACUGUCAUAA
Molecule: messenger RNA, 4591 nt
Organism: Boleophthalmus pectinirostris (great blue-spotted mudskipper)
Lineage: Eukaryota; Metazoa; Chordata; Actinopteri; Gobiiformes; Gobiidae
Gene: gemin5
Product: gem (nuclear organelle) associated protein 5
Molecular function (GO): protein binding
Source: RefSeq, a predicted model, not a curated record